Emiliania huxleyi CCMP1516 is the source of this 876-nucleotide messenger RNA. RefSeq lists its product as hypothetical. Gene Ontology annotation, molecular function: RNA binding. The coding region runs from base 1 to 876 and encodes 291 amino acids. The record is from RefSeq and is a predicted model, not a curated record. Gene Ontology annotation, cellular component: U2-type spliceosomal complex. Lineage: Eukaryota; Haptophyta; Isochrysidales; Noelaerhabdaceae. The transcript is spliced from 4 exons. Gene Ontology annotation, biological process: mRNA splicing, via spliceosome.
AUGAAGCCCGUCUUCAUCGGCGCCGGAAUGCGCGACACCAUCGCCGAGCGCGACGCGAGGAGCGCCGGGGGGAUGGGGGGGGGGGGGGCAAGAGCUGCUGCAGAGGGAGGGCGAGGCUUAUCUCUGUGCCGCCCCGCCCGCAGGAUCCCCGAGGAGGAGGAGGCGAAGGCGAAGCGCGAGGCGCGCGUCGCCGAGCGGGCCGACGAGUCCCGCCAGCUGCUGGUGCAGAUCGUCCAGCAGGAGGAGGCGGGGCCGAGUCAGCCAGUCGACAAGUCAGAGGCGGGGCCGAGUCAGCCAGUCGACAAGUCAGAGUUUGAGGCGCCGCCAGACGACGACGACGAGGCGGAUGAGCUUGAGCAGUUCCAGCGGUGGAAGGUGCGAAAGCUGCGGCCCGUGAAGCGCGAGCGGGAGGAGGCGCGCAAGGAGGAGGCGGACAAGGCGGAGAUCGAGCGGCGGCGCAAGCUGACUGACACGGAGAGAGCGGCGGAGGACGAGGAGUUCAACCAGGGCCGUGCGGGGCACGGGCAGGAGAAGGAGCAGUGGAAGUUCCUGCAGCGGUACUACCACAAGGGCGCCUACUUCCAGGACGAGGACGAGACGGGCAAUGCAAAGAUGGGGCCAGUCAUGUCGCAAGACUUUGGCGCGGCGACCGGGCGCGACGCUGUCGGAGACAAGGCGGCGAUGCCGGCGCCGAUGCAGGUCAAGAACUUCGGCCACCGAGGCGCCGUCAAGUGGACGCACCUCUCCGCCGAGGCUGACGCCCUCUGGGCGGCCGACCGCGGCCUCGCCGGCAAGUACAAGCAGCGGAUGGCCGGCGUCAAGGCGUCGAACGACUUCGAGCGCCCGGCAAAGCGGAAGAAGCCCGCAGGGCUCUGA